This is a messenger RNA of Camelus dromedarius (Arabian camel), 2846 nucleotides long. RefSeq names its product patched domain containing 4 (gene PTCHD4). NCBI's taxonomy places the organism in Eukaryota, Metazoa, Chordata, Mammalia, Artiodactyla, Camelidae. The coding region runs from base 82 to 1614 and encodes 510 amino acids. The transcript has a single exon. Gene Ontology annotation, cellular component: membrane. The record is from RefSeq and is a predicted model, not a curated record.
UUUGAGCUUCUGUCUGGAUGGCGGAGAACCAAAGAGAAUUUGCCCUUCAAAGACAGGGUAGCGGAUGCCUAUUCGGACGUGAUGGUGACCUACACCAUGACCAGCUCCCUGUACUUUAUCACCUUUGGCAUGGGUGCCAGCCCGUUCACCAACAUAGAGGCGGUGAAGGUCUUCUGUCAGAACAUGUGUGUCUCCAUCCUGUUGAACUACUUCUACAUUUUCUCGUUCUUUGGCUCCUGUCUGGUCUUCGCUGGCCAACUGGAGCAAAACCGCUACCACAGCAUCUUUUGCUGUAAGAUCCCUUCCGCAGAAUACCUGGACCGCAAGCCUGUGUGGUUCCAGGCAGUGAUGAGCGAUGGGCAUCAGCAGACAUCCCAUCAUGAGACGAACCCCUACCAGCACCACUUUAUCCAGCACUUCCUCCGUGAGCAUUACAAUGAAUGGAUCACCAACAUCUAUGUGAAGCCGUUCGUUGUCAUCCUCUAUCUCAUUUAUGCCUCCUUCUCCUUCAUGGGGUGCUUGCAGAUCAGUGACGGAGCCAACAUCAUCAGUCUCCUCGCCAGUGACUCCCCAAGUGUUUCGUAUGCCGCGGUUCAGCAGAAAUACUUCAGCAACUACAGCCCGGUGAUAGGUUUCUACGUCUACGAGCCUCUCGAGUACUGGAACAGCAGCGUCCAGGAGGAUCUACGGAAGCUGUGCGGCGGGUUCACGGCAGUGUCGUGGGUGGAGCAGUACUACCAGUUCCUGAAAGUUAGCAACAUCAGCGCCAACAACAAGAGUGACUUCAUCGCUGUCCUACAAAGUUCAUUUCUAAAAAAGCCGGAAUUCCAGCAUUUUCGAAAUGAUAUCAUCUUCUCCAAGGCCGGGGACGAGAAUAACAUCAUUGCCUCUCGCUUGUACCUGGUGGCCAGGACUAGCAGAGACAAGCAGAAGGAAGUCAUAGAGGUUCUGGAAAAGCUGAGGCCCCUGUCCCUCUCCAAGAGCAUCCGAUUCAUCGUGUUCAACCCUUCCUUUGUGUUCAUGGACCAUUAUGGCUUAUCUGUCACGGUGCCUGUUCUGAUCGCAGGCUUUGGUGUUCUCCUGAUGUUAAUCCUGACCUUCUUCCUCGUGAUCCACCCUCUGGGAAACUUCUGGCUAAUUCUUAGCGUCACCUCAAUUGAGCUGGGCGUUCUGGGCUUAAUGACAUUAUGGAACGUCGACCUGGAUUGCAUUUCUAUCUUGUGCCUUAUCUACACUUUAAAUUUCGCCAUUGACCACUGUGCACCACUGCUUUACACGUUUGUAUUAGCCACUGAGCACACCCGAACACAAUGUAUAAAAAGCUCCCUGCAAGAGCACGGGACAGCCAUUUUGCAAAAUGUUACUUCUUUUCUUAUCGGGUUGGUCCCCCUCCUCUUUGUGCCUUCGAACCUGACCUUCACACUGUUCAAAUGCUUGCUGCUUACCGGGGGUUGCACACUUCUGCACUGUUUUGUUAUCUUACCUGUGUUCCUAACCUUUUUCCCCCCUUCCAAAAAGCACCACAAGAAAAAGAAACGCGCCAAACGAAAGGAGAGAGAGGAAAUUGAAUGCAUAGAAAUUCAAGAGAACCCUGACCACGUCACCACAGUCUGAAGGGUGUAGACUAACGGAUUAUUAUUUUUUUUCCAGUAUUGCACAACGAUGCAGGGCAGGUAGAGCUCAGACCUCAGCAGCUUGGGCUGGCCAGGGGUAACAAGGCAAGUCAGAUCAAGAGUGAAUUGCUCAUGACACACUCGUGGAAGAUGUCCACUUCUUGGGGGGAAGAGGGACUCAAAGAAGGGGAAAAAGUUCUUUGCCACCUUGUUCUCCACUAAAGAUAAGUUUUUGGUGUUAUCUUAGAACUCUUCCAAGGAAUGGAUGAGUUAAUGGAGUGUUAGAAGGCCAAAGGAACUGACUGCUUUUAAAAAAUAAAAUGCUUAGGAAAGAUGGAGAAGAGAGGACAGGGGGCCUCCAAAUAGCAGAAAAGACACAGGAAAUGUCAAAAUUGCUGUGGCACUUUUCAUAUUUGUUUUUUGAACUGGUCAGUCAAAGGAAACCUAUGCACUUGGGAAGUACAUAUUUAAUCCCGUCUAAACCAAAGGACUUCCCAGUCCAUUUUAUGUGUGCAUAUAUAUGUAUAUAUGCUAUAUAUACAUAUCCUUAGAUUUGUCUUUAGUGUACAUUCACAUUUGUGUGGAGGAAAGUGUCCAUUUGCAGAUAGGCCAGCCUUUCUCUGGAAAGUCAAAUCAGUCUUAGCCAAUUAUAGACACAUGAACGGCCAUUUAAAAUCAACUUUAAGUGUUGCAUCAGCAAGAAUAUCAUUCAACUGUGCAAUAAGCAAAAUAAACAGAGAUGUGAGCCCAUUAGAGUCACAUAUCAUUACAUAUCAUGUUAUGAGUCUUUGAGAUUCUUGCUUUGGAUGACUUAGCAAAAUAAAAAAAACCACAAAUGGCAUUUGAAUGAAUUACCAUGUGAACGAGGUUUAAGAUCUCAUGCUAGAGCUAAAGAGUUGAUGUAGCUCUUCAUUGGCUUUUAAGGGUUCCCUGUAUUUGGGAAGGCUGAUUUGGUUGUUUUUAGGGAGCUCACUCACUGCAAAUGAGCACUUUACACAUAUUGUCCAUGCAAAUGUGUAUAAGGGUGUGUGUGUGUGUCUGUGUCUGUGUGUGUGUGCGUGUGUGAGUCGGGGUAUUCCAUAGUUAGUGUUCUUAUUUUAGAGGGUGAAAAUAUACUGCCAUGGAACAUAGAUCUUAACACAGGAGAAAGGAGACGUCACUUGGAAACUUGCCAUAGAGAGAAGUAGGGUAAAUGACCACCACCACCCAUCACACGCCAUCAACUGUAAGGAA